UGACGCUGACGCUCAUUUCCUCGCAUCAGCUGGAGAUGAAGGAGAAGCACAUGAACCCAGUCCUUCUCUGACUGCACCUGACGCGCGCGCACCUGCUGCUAGUCCAAAUAUCGUCGGUAUGGCAGUUGGCUAAGAGAUGGAUUUCAUUACCUUACUCCUUUUGGCUGAAGAUGAAGAUGCCUUGAGCUUUAGUAAUCGACUCUGGGAUGUCUGAAGCAGCCUUUGGAUUCCAACCACCACAUAUUAAAACGUCACAAAUAUCUCCUGAACCUUUACGGGAAACAAAAGGAAUAUGAAUUUCACUGCUGGCUUGCUGAAAAAAGAGCUUCUGCUCUCAAACAACUUGCUGUCCUUGAACACCUCUUUCCACAGUGCCGAGGACUUUGCGAAUGAUGUUUUCCUCCACCAGAGUGGAGAGCUGGAGAGACUGCUGCUGCUGACAAUCAAGGAGCCCACCACUAUCGCUCUCACCGUCAUGUAUUCAUUAUCAUUUGUGGUGGGUUUCAUUGGAAAUCUCAUGGCCAUUCGAAUGCUCACCUGCCAGAAGACUAAGAGGAUGCAGAGCAUCAGUGCCACCCGGAGUUUACUCAUCAACUUGGCGGUGUGUGAUCUGAUGGUGGUUUGCAUUUGCAUGCCCAUCACGCUCGGCCACACCAUUUACACCGCAUGGGUGUACGGAGACCUCCUGUGCCGGGCUGUUCCCUUCAUCCAGGCGGUCUCCGUAUCUGCAAGUGUCCUCAGCCUUACCGUCAUCAGCAUCAACAGAUACUACAGCGUUCACAGCCCACUCAAUUCCCUCUCGUACUUCACCCAGAAGAAGAUCUAUAUCACCAUUGUGUGCGUUUGGAUCCUCUCCUCGGCCAUUUGCGCACCUUUGCUUUUUAUGAUCAAGCUGGACGAGAUCCACUUAAUCGACAUCGCCGUGCCGAUCUGCAGAGAGCUCUGGCCACAAGCGAGACUUAAGCAGGUCUACAACGUGCUCCUUUUUGUUGCUCUCUACUGCAUCCCUGUAACCUUCAACCUAAUCAUCAGCUUUCUGACAGGCAGGAAGCUCUGGAGGGCUUCUCAACAAUUCGCAGACUUCGAUCCACACAGCCAGGUCGUGCACGCUUCACAUCUCAAGAUGCGCAAGAAUAUCGUCAAAGUGGUGGUCACUCUGGUUCUCUUAUUCGCCAUCUCCUGGCUUCCGCUUUACGUUGCAGACAUCCUGAUUGACCACGAGGUUCAUCCACCUCACUGGGUUCUGCAGACUCGGCCUUUCACGCAGUGGCUGGGCCUCACUAACUCCAGCCUCAAUCCCAUCUGCUAUUGUUUCUUAGGUGAUUUGUACCGCUCUGCCAGAGCAGUCAGGUCCAGGUAUCAUCAAAGAAUGCUUUCCGUCCUUCGAUCCUCCAGCUCUUUUAAACUGUCCAGUUUGCUUUCUCUCAAAAAGCAGAAAUCUGGCCGGCGGCAAGGUGCCGUGAGCCAGACAUCAGUGGAGACUCUUUCUGACUGGUGUUCCAACAACAGCCAAAUGGUGUCUCUCCAAAGCCUCUCAGAGAAGAUAGUGUCUUCAAGCAGUCUCGAGUUAUCCAACUUGUAGUCAGGGUGAAUAUUACCGAAAAUUAUGCAAGUCACUUAUAGGGAUAGUUCACCCAAAAACAUAUUUUGUGUUCCAUAGAAGAAAAGAAAUGAUAUGAGAUUUGAGAUUCGAACAUUUGCCUUGUAGUACAGUCAAAAAUGCAUGUAAUUCUGAUGUUUUGAUGCAAUAUAAGCAUUGUUUGAAUGCAUAACUAACCGUACACAGGUAUAAUGCAUCAUCACUUAGAGUUUAUAUGAUUAGAAGUUGCUUGAUGUAAAAUCGGAUUUCCUGUAAAUAAAGGACAGUUAGUUUUGUAUAGGCAUCCCUGACACAGAUUGUACAUAAAUGCUCAGUUAAGGCCUCUUCACACCAAGACAAAUGGUUGGAUGCGAAAAUUCAGUGCUAUAAAUAUUUUAAUUAGAAUUAACAGCUGUUCAGACCAAUGCGAAUAUUUGCAUGCCACUGAUGCAAUGG
This is a messenger RNA of Carassius carassius (crucian carp), 2035 nucleotides long. Its product is annotated as QRFP-like peptide receptor. The coding region runs from base 293 to 1582 and encodes 429 amino acids. Gene Ontology annotation, cellular component: membrane. Lineage: Eukaryota; Metazoa; Chordata; Actinopteri; Cypriniformes; Cyprinidae. The transcript is spliced from 2 exons. Gene Ontology annotation, biological process: neuropeptide signaling pathway. Gene Ontology annotation, molecular function: G protein-coupled receptor activity; peptide binding. The record is from RefSeq and is a predicted model, not a curated record.